Messenger RNA from Orbilia oligospora ATCC 24927, 1392 nucleotides. RefSeq lists its product as uncharacterized. The transcript has 3 exons. Gene Ontology annotation, biological process: regulation of intracellular pH. The record is from RefSeq and is a predicted model, not a curated record. NCBI's taxonomy places the organism in Eukaryota, Fungi, Ascomycota, Orbiliomycetes, Orbiliales, Orbiliaceae. Bases 1 to 1392 code for a protein of 463 amino acids. Gene Ontology annotation, cellular component: membrane; vacuole.
AUGUCAUCGCAACCACGACCACGCUCUCCAGCGUUCAGACUUCCGAUGCCCGGCUCGGCAGCAUCGUCAUGGCCUACAUAUAAGGCUCGUUUCUCAACGCUUCUAAAUAAUGUUCGUAGUUCUUUCGCCGGAGCCGAUCCAAGGGUUUGUGCUGCUUUUUGGCUGUUCGGAUUGAUAAAUAAUGUACUCUACGUUAUCAUAUUAUCUGCGGCACUAGAUCUCGUCGGCCCUGACGUGCCAAAAGGCGUCGUAUUGCUAUUCGAUGUCAUGCCUUCGUUCCUGACGAAACUUAUGGGGCCAUACUUUAUACAUCUGAUAUCAUAUCGAGUCCGUAUUAUCAGCUUCUACUUACUUUCGACAUGCGGAAUGAUAGUGGUGGCAUUUGGGGAUUCCAUAGCAUGGAGACUGUUCGGUAUCGCUAUAGCGUCUUUAGCUUCUGGGGGCGGGGAGAUGACGUUUGUGUCCAUGACACAUUUUUACGACCAUUUCUCUCUAGCGAUGUGGGGUAGCGGAACCGGUGGUGCUGGUAUUGUUGGAGGCGCUUUCUAUCUGGCAUUGUCGACUUGGAUCGGGUUGAGUGUGAGGAGUACCUUGAUGUUAAGUUGUUUUCUACCUAUUGUUAUGCUAGUGGCUUUCUUUGGGAUUUUACCGAGGGAUGCGCUUCCGGCCGGGGUGGAGAGGGAAGGGGCGAAAGGUACUUAUGCGAGUGUGCCUGGGGAAGAAGAGCAAGGGCUUAUGGAGGGGGAGGAUGAUCCGAUGGUAAACUCAAUGCAUUCGAAUGGAUCAGUUUUCACGGCCGGGGGUAUGAAGGGAUCAGCGAUUGGGAGGGCGUGGAGGUCUCUGAGAAACAAUCUUAGGCGGAUGAAAGGGCUGGUAAUACCAUAUAUCAUCCCGCUUCUACUGGUUUAUAUCUCGGAAUAUACGAUUAACCAAGGAGUGGCGCCGACACUGUUGUACCCGCUUAACGAGAUGCCGUUCAGAAACUAUCGAGACGCUUACCCGACUUACAAUACGAUAUACCAAGUCGGAGUAUUUAUUUCACGAAGUAGCACGCCGUUUAUUAGGGUUCGGUAUCUAUACCCUCCUAGCAUCCUGCAGUUCGCGAAUUUAACACUAUUGACGGCACAUGCGGUUUGGAACUUUAUCCCGAAUGUUUGGUUUAUAUUUUUGAUUAUAUUUUGGGAGGGUAUAUUGGGAGGGCUAGUUUAUGUGAAUACUUUUGCGGAGAUAACGGAUAAUGUACCGCACGAAGAUCGCGAGUUUAGCUUGGGCGCUACGACAGUGAGUGACUCGGGUGGUAUUUGCAUUGCGGCGUUUAUUAGUAUGGCUUUGGAGACUUGGUUAUGCUCGUAUCAGGUGCGACAUGGUAGAAAGUAUUGCAAGUUGACGUGA